This is a messenger RNA of Oncorhynchus nerka (sockeye salmon), 3708 nucleotides long. Its product is annotated as terminal nucleotidyltransferase 4B-like. Gene Ontology annotation, cellular component: TRAMP complex; nucleolus. Gene Ontology annotation, biological process: RNA 3'-end processing. The transcript has 12 exons. Lineage: Eukaryota; Metazoa; Chordata; Actinopteri; Salmoniformes; Salmonidae. Gene Ontology annotation, molecular function: poly(A) RNA polymerase activity; mRNA binding. The coding region runs from base 81 to 2204 and encodes 707 amino acids. The record is from RefSeq and is a predicted model, not a curated record.
GCGUCCUCGGAUACACAACCCAACCAAGCCGCACUGCUUCUUAACACAGCGCGCAUCCAACCCGGAAGCCAGCCGCACCAAUGAAUUCUCCUCUUUCGUUAGCAGCUCAGUGUAGCUACCUCUAUCGUGACAGUGCCAGUCACGCAAACCUAGCGAGCGUGCCGUGCACGGGUGCGUGGAUCCAAUAUUCUCCUGGUUCCAAACCCAGCAGCGCGUGGUUGAAGAUUUGGAUAACGACUCAUGGUCUGCGCAAUUUGAGUUUGAAUAAUCAUAAGAACCACGGCUCUUCUACCUCGAACACGCCCACCACCAAGAUUAGUUCUGGUACAACUGUAUCGGUGAACGGGGUCACGGGGAACGUGAUUCAGGACGGAGUACCCGACAGUGGCACGAGCAGCAGUGAGGCGAGAAUGCAAGGGACGAUUAAUCCGAAAGGCGAUAAUAAAAUAGAACAGCUAUCCGAUUUAUUGGAGGAAAAUAUCAACCAGCAUCCUGCGGGGAAGGGCAGUAGUGGUGCCGGGAUUGUGGGUGGCACUGCAUUCGGUAGCUGGAGAGGAAGAGAGAGAGAAUACGAAUUUGGGAACAGACGGAGGAGAGACAACCGAGCGAGCACUUUCGGUUUUAACCGCAGUUUAUUGAGUAUUGGCUGCAACUCUACGGUGGACGAAACUGGAUGCCGUAGAGUUGGUUACACGGACACGCCUUGGAAAACCAGAAACUACACUGCAGGGAUUUUGGGGCUCCAUGAGGAGAUCCAGGACUUCUAUGCCUACAUGUCUCCGCGGCCGGAGGAGGAGAAAAUGAGGAGGGAGGUGGUGGAGAGGAUAGAGAGGGUCAUUAAGGACCUUUGGCCCACUGCUGACGUUCAAGUAUUUGGAAGUUUCAGCACGGGUCUCUAUCUACCCACUAGUGACAUUGACCUGGUGGUGUUUGUGAAGUUCAGGGAAGGAGACACCCUCCCUCUGUGGAGGUUAGAAGAGGCGCUGAGGAAACACAAAGUGGUGGAGGAGAAUUCUGUCAAAGUGCUGGACAAGGCCACGGUGCCAAUCAUCAAACUGACAGACUCUCUCACAGAGGUCAAAGUUGACAUCAGUUUCAACAUGAAGAAUGCUGUCAAAGCUGCUGCCCUCAUCAAAGAUUAUAAAAAGAAAUAUCCUGUGCUUCCGUACCUGGUGCUAGUCCUGAAGCAGUUCUUAUUACAAAGAGACAUGAAUGAAGUGUUUACAGGAGGCAUCAGUUCCUACUGCCUCUUCCUUGUUGCUGUCAGCUUCUUACAGCUCCAUAGCAGGGAGAACGCCUGCAGUCCCAACGCCAACACUGGUGUCCUACUCAUAGAGUUCUUUGAGCUGUACGGCCGCCAUUUUAACUACCUGAAGACGGGGAUCCGGAUCAAGGAUGGGGGCUGCUACCUCUCCAAAGACGAGGUCCAGAAGAGCAUGCUGGAUGGAUACAGACCUUCCCUGCUCUACAUUGAAGACCCACUGCAGCCAGGUAAUGAUGUGGGCCGUAGCUCAUACGGGGCCAUGCAGGUGAAGCAGGUGUUUGAAUAUGCCUUCAUGGUGCUGAGCCACGCUGUGUCGCCCAUCGCUAAGUACCACCUCAACAACCACGGCGAGAGUAUACUGGGCAGAAUCAUCCGGGUGACCCAGGAAGUUGCUGAAUACAGAGACUGGAUCACCAUGAAGUGGGCUGCCCUAUCACUGAACUCCCUGACCUUAAAAGGUAAUGUCACGUUGCUGGUGGAGCUUCAGGAGAUGGAGGAAUGCAUCAACAAUCUCUCUGAGGAAGGGGCAGAGUCCCCCAGCUCCUCCUCUCCUCCCCCCUCUUCGUCAUUCUCCUCGCCACAUUCUUCAUCAGCUAGCUCCAGUGACGCUGAUUCAGACGGAGUCUGCUGUAAACCGGUGACCUUGACGCGGGGUAGGCGAGGCUCAUCUGCACCCAGUGCUGGAUUGACCAAUCACAGGGAUACAAGUUUCUCUUCCAGCAGCCACGUAAGCCAGUCGAACAAGUGCAAGGUGGACAGAGCGAGUUUGAUGUCUUGUCAGAACAGCAGUGCCAACAUACAGCCAAGCACAGGAACAGGACAGUCAUCAGGCAGCAACAGCAGGAGCCACCGAGACAGAAAGCAGAGCUGUCCUGGCAAGAGGAGGAAACUCAAGCCAAAGCGCCAAUGUAAACCUGUAGUGCAGGACCUCUGUAGAUAGGGGGCGCUAUGUCACGGAACUCAACUCCACUCUCUGCCGCUGAAACGGGAGAAACGAGGCAAUCUUACCAGGGCUUUUGGUAGUGAUAUUUUUUAAGCCAAGUUGGAAGGAGAUUUCUCCUAUUUCUGUCAGUUGAAAGGGCAGAUUGACUUCGACCUCGUCUUGAGGGUAUAGUCUUUCUGUAAUAUGAAUAUGGAGGAAGGUUGUCAAGCCUGAACUUUAGCAUUGGCAGUACACCCUGGUUUAUUGGACUAGCAGUUAGUUGGGUCUCUAUUACUUACUGGCAAUUCAACUUUACAGCAGAAAUUACAAGGAAAAAUGUAUGGUUAAACUGUGGAUAUUAUUACUAUAUUGGGUCAAAUGUUUGCACUGACAACUAGUCAUUGAACAUUUAAGCUUUUCAGCAACUCCUUCGUUUGUGAUUUUCAAAAGGCAAAAUGGUGGGGAAAGGAAGAAAAAAUUACAAUGAUUAGGGAUUGUAUUUUUUUUUUUUUUUUUUUAACAAGCUGAAUGAAUAUGGUUUUGCCAUCUCUUGUGGACUGGGCCAAGUGUGGGUUCUAAGUGGCAACUCCAACUAUCAGCAGAAUACAUCCUUGAGUUGCUACAGCCCAAAUGGACCUGUUUCCUUGCAUAAUGGGGAUGAUUUGUGUAAUGAUCUGUUCAAUGGCUAUUUCACAAUACUGUUUAAUCGCGUAAUGGCGAACAGUUUCAUGUUCCUACUGGUAGAAUAGACAAUAUCUGUAGUUUGCAAACUUCCUAAUAUGAAAAUAUCAGUACUCAACUAUUUUGCCUAUUACAAAAUGAUUUGUAUUUGUUUCUGUAUUUAUUUUUGUAGUAUAUUUAUAUGAAUCUAUAAUGUGAAGGGGGUAUGCAUGGAACGCUUAGCAAUAGCCCGUAUGCCUGUUUAAGAGAUGGUUGUGAUGCACAUUUUGUACUGAAUAUCUCAGACAGGCUGUGUCCUAAUAGUCAUACAAUUUCCUUAACUUAUCUGGGCUGGAAGGUGUCCAACACUUUGCUUUCUCUUCCUGUCUAGGCCUUAGCCCUUUAGCGUUCACAGAUCUAAAUGGAUCGGACUAGAUGUAAGCAAUAUGGUGAUGGGACCUCCUAGCUUUUAAAGAGGCUGAGUGCAGCUUUUGCCAAGUUGCUUUCAUUCAUCCAAUCCUUUCAGAUCCAUAAAAAGAAUAUGGGCCUAAUUUUGACAUUACAAAUAUAUUGUCAUAAUGUUAAUUGACAAUAUAACACACAUUUUGCUCGUAACUGUAUUUAUUUCAAAGUUACUGAAUGUUUAGACGGUACUUUUUCUGUUGUGGAAAUGCCACCAUAUAAGGGUAGGGCCGGGCCACUGCUUGUCCUGGAGUUAGCAAGUCUCUUCGACAUCUUUCUCCACGAUUAAUACGUUCCCAAAAUUUCUCCUCACAAAACAUUUUGUAUGCAGUUCAGUUGUAUCCAGACAUUUGUUCCAACCUUCAAGAUACUUUUGUAUAUAAAGUGUAUGUGGACACUC